Messenger RNA from Sipha flava (yellow sugarcane aphid), 1651 nucleotides. Its product is annotated as kynurenine/alpha-aminoadipate aminotransferase, mitochondrial-like. Gene Ontology annotation, molecular function: L-kynurenine:2-oxoglutarate transaminase activity; pyridoxal phosphate binding. The coding region runs from base 179 to 1576 and encodes 465 amino acids. The record is from RefSeq and is a predicted model, not a curated record. Lineage: Eukaryota; Metazoa; Arthropoda; Insecta; Hemiptera; Aphididae. The transcript has 9 exons. Gene Ontology annotation, biological process: biosynthetic process.
UCUAUUAGUAUCACAUGUGCCGACUUAUUAUUUAUCAGUUUUUAGUUUAAUUAUUUAAGCUGUCUGUGAAGAUUUCAGUGAUUUCAACAGGUUAAUGCUGAAAUAUACGAUAAAAGAUUUAUCAAUAAUCGACUGUUAAACGAGUUGGUCAUACCAUUAUUGGGUGCUUUUGUGGAGUAUGGCACAGUAUCAAUUGUUAUACUCGGGUUCCGAAGGAUCAGUAUUAACGGCUCGUCCGAUAGAUUGUUCGAUUCCGGAAUACUUACCCGAACCGUUAUUACUGUCACAUCAUGAUAAAACGAAGACCAUUGUUCCGUCCAAAAUAGAUUAUUCACGUUUCAUCAAUGAAAUCUCAUCAAGACGCCGACCAGCUCAGUUACGAGAAAUAAGCAAAGUGUUGGAGAAACUACCUUCAACUUGCAUUAAAUUCGGUAUAGGCGUGCCAAACGUAUUGACUUUUCCAUUCAAGAAGAUCAGUGUGGAAUUGAUUACUGGUGAAAAUAUUGAACUUAAAGACCAAGAACUAUCCGAUGCCUUACAAUAUCUGGCCUCCGUGGGAUACCGACCUUUGAUAAACUUAUUGGAAGGUAUACAAGAUUGGUUUCAUGGACCGCAAAACUGGGAAGACACAUCCAUCAUGGUAACAUCUGGAGCUCAAGAAGGAUUAUCCAAGGCCGUAGACAUGUGCAUGAGUUGUAAUGAUUCAGUGAUCAUACCUGAUCCAAUAUAUACAGGGGCUAUUGAUUUAUUUAAACCAUACAAUGCUGAAAUCAUAUCGAUAAAACAAGACUCAUAUGGGAUAAUUGUGGAAGAAUUGGAAAAAGUCUUAGUGGAAAGGAAGAUGAAAAUGCUAUCAAUUCCAAAAAUCAUUUAUUUGAAUCCUACUGCAUCAAAUCCAGCAGGCACCACACUAACCACCAACCGAAAACGAGAAAUUUAUCGACUUGCGUGCGAAUACGAUAUGCUUAUUCUUGAAGAUGAUCCAUACUAUUACUUACAUUUUGGACCGGAAAAUCCUGUCAGUCUAUUGUCCAUGGAUACAGAAGGCCGUGUACUCCGAUUUGAUUCUUUUUCAAAAAUCAUGAGCUCUGGGUUACGUGUUGGUUUUAUAACUGGACCCAAAACGUUACUACGUCAAAUGGAGUUACACAUGCAAACAUCAUCUAUGCACACGUCAUCGCUAUCACAAGUGCUUUUAUAUAAGCUUUUAUCAAAAUGGGGCAGAGAUGGUUUGGUUUCUCACUUUAUGCAUGUCAAAGAAUUCUACAAACAAAAACGAGAUCAUAUGAUGGCGGCAGUAGUAAGAGAAUUAGAAGGAUUAGCUGAAUGGAACGAACCCACUGGUGGAAUGUUUCUUUGGUUAAAAAUUAUUGGAGUGGAUGAUACAAGGAAAUUGGUUGCUACAAGAUGCUUGGACAAAUUAAUAAUCUUAGCACCAGGCUAUGCAUUUGUAGAUAAUGUUGAAAGCCCUAGCUCGUUUGUUCGACUUUCAUAUUCCAUCGCUACACCAGAAGAAAUAGAUCGGGGUAUAUCAUUAUUGGCGGAAUGUAUACGAGAAGAACAGCAAUUGUCGUAGCCGAAUUAAAAAUCAAAACUUUUAUUUAUUAUAAUUAUUUGUAUGUUAUUUUAUAAUUUUACUAUUUUUAUUUAA